AUGAAUAAGUUUUCCGGGUUCACGAUCUCUGAACGCGCAGGCAGACAGACUUUGUGGAUUUGGCAGCAUGGAUUCGAUAUCCAAUUUUGCGACUCUCCCUUGACUCGGAAAUGGAAUAUGGAUAAACAUCUAUUCAAGGAGCACCGGCUGGCCGACGAGUCUGGGAAAAGGUCACCUGCGAUGGAGAAGGGGUGGAAAGACAAGACCCCAUUCAGAAAUGUUGCGGAAAUGCUCAGCCUCAAUACCCAUGACCCAAAAGAGCAAGCCAUUGCCAAUGCUCUUAUUAGAUGCUUUAACAGGGACCAUUUUCAGAAGCUGCUUCUCGAGUGGGUGGUCGAUGCCAACAUCUCCUUCCGUCAGCCUGAGCACAGUCGUCUUCGGCGUAUAUUCGAAUAUCUGAAUCCAUUCGUCGCUGUGACAAACGCCCACAUUUCCCACAACAUUGUGCGCAAGAGAAUUGUCGACCUACAUUGUCGACUCAAGGCUCAAAUUAUCGACCACCUGAGGAAUAUCCCUGGGAAGACCCAUAUUGCGUUUGAUGGCUGGCGUUCCAGGAAUCAGCACGCUGUGUAUGGCAUAGUCUGCUUUUACCUUGAUCAUGACGGUGCACCGUCCAAACUUGUGCUUGGCCUACCGGAGCUGAAGAUCUCGCACCCCGGCGAGAAUAUUGCGGCGCAGGUUCUAGAGAUUCUAGAGAGCUACGAAAUACUUGACAAAAUUGGGACUGACGCAUUUGAGGCUGAUGUUGAUGGAGAGUCAGGGUUGAACGCUGCUCAGCAUGAAGGCUGGCGUAAUAAAGGGCCUAUCGGCAAGCUCCACAACCUAGUUCACUGGAUUCACAGGUCUGACAAGCUCACGUACCGUCUCCGAGCUCUGCAGGAGGAAUUCUUCCAGAGCUCUACCAGCACAGAAAACCGAGCAAGGAAACCUCUAGAUGUUGUUUUGGACAACCACACUCGCUGGCUGUCGACGCUGUACAUGAUACGCCGAGGCCUCAAGCUGCGACCAUUCCUCGAGGAUAUCGUUGCACAAUCGAGUUCAGCACUGAUGGUCAGCGUUCUUGUUGAUUUUGAGGAGGCUCUCCGAAUGCUGGAUGGGGGACGGCCAAAAGCGGACGCGGAAAGGAGGUCAUAUCGAGGCGUACGGCAAUAUGUGGGACGUGGCCUCCACGUACGAAUUCCUAAUGGAAAGCUAGACGAGACGCCUGUAUACUACGCUGCGGCGAUACUGAACCCCGUCUCGCGUUGGGGAUACUUCGAGAAUACGUGGACGGAUACAGCGCAACGACCCUGGCUGCAGGAGGCCAAAAGGACGGUGUGGAAACGUUGGGAGGAGGAGUACAAGUCCUUGUCGACGCGCGAGGUGGGUGAUGAAGGUCCGCCGUUCAAACUGUUGAAGGCCAUGAGUGCGCUUGAGAGGCGUCGGGCUCUCAGGACAUCGACGCUGCCGUGCGGAACAUGCCCCGGGAAAAGCCCGUUAGAUGCAGAGCUCGACGAGUACGACCAAUGGCUAUUGAGACCCGACCUUCAGCAUGACCCCCUGGUGUCUGACCCCGUGCAAUAUUGGUGA
This is a messenger RNA of Beauveria bassiana ARSEF 2860, 1569 nucleotides long. Its product is annotated as restless-like transposase. NCBI's taxonomy places the organism in Eukaryota, Fungi, Ascomycota, Sordariomycetes, Hypocreales, Cordycipitaceae. The record is from RefSeq and is a predicted model, not a curated record. The transcript is spliced from 5 exons. The coding region runs from base 1 to 1569 and encodes 522 amino acids.